Messenger RNA from Myripristis murdjan (pinecone soldierfish), 1221 nucleotides. RefSeq names its product Spi-1 proto-oncogene a (gene spi1a). Gene Ontology annotation, molecular function: sequence-specific DNA binding; DNA-binding transcription factor activity, RNA polymerase II-specific. The record is from RefSeq and is a predicted model, not a curated record. Gene Ontology annotation, cellular component: nucleus. The transcript is spliced from 5 exons. The coding region runs from base 121 to 897 and encodes 258 amino acids. Lineage: Eukaryota; Metazoa; Chordata; Actinopteri; Holocentriformes; Holocentridae. Gene Ontology annotation, biological process: regulation of transcription by RNA polymerase II; cell differentiation.
GUUCCUAUUUGUCCAGUCCAUGUUGAGAAACACGGCAAGCUUUUCUGUAAAGCCAAAAUCAAAGAUAACAUUGAUCUCCGGCUUCAGGAACCAAGACUCUCAUGCUGCCUUGUUUACACGAUGGAUGGUUAUGUCAUUUCAUCUGAAAUUAUUCCAAAUGAGCCAGAUAUUUAUCGCCCACCUGCGGAGUUAUACUCCUACCUCUCUAAUGUGGGAGAGGUUUAUGAAGACCAUAGAUGGAGCUACCACUCGGACCGUGUUCAGACGGACUUUGAAAACUCUCCAGCUAAUCACUUCACGGAGCUUCAGUGUGUCUCUCCUCCACAGCUGCUGCAGCCCUUCCGCUACAGCAGCGAGCCUCUCUCCCUCCACCCGGACCCGGUGCUCGGGCCGCUCUCUGUGUCACCACAAAUCCCGUACUACACCCCUACCCUGUGCUACCAGUACCAGCCGUCUGCAUCCCCCCUCCAGUACCGCUCAGAGGAGGAGCAGAGAGGACAGAGUCCCCCUCUUGAGGUAUCAGAGGGGGAGGAUGAGUAUGAAGGCCACAACCCCUCAUCCUUAAGGAGGGACACUAGUAACAAGAGGAAGAUGCGCUUGUACCAGUUCCUGCUGGAUUUGCUAAGAAACGGAGACAUGAGCGACAGCAUCUGGUGGGUGGACCAGGACAAGGGCAUCUUCCAGUUCUCCACAAAACACAAGGAAGCUCUCGCCAGCCACUGGGGCGUCCAGAAGGGCAACCGCAAAAAAAUGACCUACCAGAAGAUGGCUCGAGCUCUGCGGAACUACGGCAAGACUGGAGAGAUUAAAAAAGUAAAGAAGAAAUUGACAUAUCAGUUCAGUGGGGAGGUGCUCAGGAAACUCUACUCAGACAGCGGGCGUCAGUAUUCUCACUGAGGAGGCGACAGAGGUUAUCUCUCGCUGAGCUGAAGUUACCAAACCAACCAAGAUGACAUGUUCAUACAGUUUUGUUUACAACACUGUAUGUAUUAUUUAUUUUUGAAGCCCUUUAAUUCUGAUUUUCCAAUAAAUUUCCCCUCAAGUAGCUUCAAAGUUAGACUUCUUUUCUCAUAUUGUGCAACAGUGGCACAUAUAUUUUCUGUACCUGCUGGUUGCAACACUUCACUUCACUUACACUGAGUGAACUGUCCAAACUCAAGAUGCCAUUGUUUUAUGGCUGCACCAUCACAUCAAACAUCUCCAUGUCUCUAUGUCUCACUU